Apaloderma vittatum (bar-tailed trogon) is the source of this 959-nucleotide messenger RNA. RefSeq names its product calcium/calmodulin-dependent protein kinase IV (gene CAMK4). Gene Ontology annotation, biological process: protein phosphorylation. NCBI's taxonomy places the organism in Eukaryota, Metazoa, Chordata, Aves, Trogoniformes, Trogonidae. Gene Ontology annotation, molecular function: calmodulin binding; calcium/calmodulin-dependent protein kinase activity; ATP binding. The transcript is spliced from 3 exons. The annotation marks the transcript as partial. The record is from RefSeq and is a predicted model, not a curated record.
ACUUUGUGGCUUUGAACCAUUUUAUGAUGAAAGGGGAGAUCAGUACAUGUUUAAGAGAAUCCUGAACUGUGAAUAUGACUUUGUGUCCCCCUGGUGGGAUGAUGUGUCUCUGAAUGCCAAGGAUUUAGUGAAAAAGUUGAUUGUUUUAGACCCCAAGAAACGUCUCACCACUCUACAGGCUUUGCAGCACCCAUGGGUCACAGGGAAGGCAGCAAACUUUGCACAUAUGGACAAUGCACAGAAGAAACUUCAAGAAUUUAAUGCCCGGCGUAAACUUAAGGCUGCAGUAAAAGCUGUGGUGGCAUCUACUCGCCUCGGCAGUGCCAGCGGUCACAGCACGCAUGAUAGUAACAAGCCCAGCCGUAACCCGUCUCCUGUCCACGACAGCAAACCCGAAGAGAAACCCACUCAGGAAGCAGAAGCAGCUCCAGAAGAAAUGUCUUAGGUCGAUGUGCUUCCUUGUUCCAGCUGAGAUCUGUCAUUUCAUACACCAGCUAAUUUGUCAUUCAGCAAGAGAGAUUCGUAAGCUUGGCCUCUCUGGUUCUGCUUUGGGGUGCCAAAUGCACUGGCUGGUGAUCCUACCUUCAAUGCAUGUGACUGCUUAUGAAAAUAGUAAACUGUUCCAUAAGGCAUGUCAUGGAAACAGUGUUAUUUGCAGUAAUACCGGCAGGUGAAAACAUGGGGAUAAAAUAACUACCUACCGUAGUGCAUAUACUUCAUAUACAUCUAUCCAGUGUUUCUAGAUGGCAUUUGAAACAAAAUACUAUAGAAUUUGGUUUUAUGAAAGUAGGUGUCUUCUGUAUGUUGUGAGUUUCUUUGAACUGGUUCUUUCCAGAUACAUAAUCCGGCAUUCGACAAAAUGGAAGGAAAUACCAAAUCAAUGCUUUUAAAACUGAUGUAUGAAAUAAUGCUUUUCAUCUGUAAAAUUCAAAAAUAUUUGGGGAUUUAUAGGCAAAAAA